Molecule: messenger RNA, 699 nt
Organism: Metarhizium acridum CQMa 102
Lineage: Eukaryota; Fungi; Ascomycota; Sordariomycetes; Hypocreales; Clavicipitaceae
Source: RefSeq, a predicted model, not a curated record
AUGACACCUAAGCCAACACUGUCGUCAAUCCAAGAGGCACGGGAUUCUUUGCUCAAGCUGGCCUUGCAAUACAGACGCGAUAUGACGAUGGCGCAAUCCAAAGCCUUGGGUAUCCGAUUCGACGCUUGGACGGAGGCGUUUGAUGAGUUUCGUAGGACCGUUGACCGGAACAGCCUGAACUCAACAGAGAAGCGGGCGUUUGCACUGUUAGAACUACACAAGCGAUACUUGUAUAUCAAUAUCGCGGCAUUGAAUCAAGCCGACCGUGAGGAUCCAUCGAUGUGGGAUUUGUGGACAGAUCAGUUCCGCGAAAUGGUCGAAUUUGCAACAGAGGCUGGCGGGCUUGAUGUUGCAGAUGCACCAGCUGAUAACCAACCGCAAUUUUAUAUGGAAAUUGGCAUACUGCCAGCACUUUUCUUCCUAAGUUCCAAAUGCCGAGACCCGGAAGUGCGACGGCGGGCGAUAGACAUCAUGGAGACCAACCAUAUUCAAGAAGGCAUAUGGAAUAGCAAGAUGGCGGCCAAGGUCGCUAAGAGAGUCAUUGCGCUCGAGGAAGGCGAGUUUAUUGUCAAGUCGAGCAACGACAUCGACGGUCUAGCUCGAGUGCGGCGAGUAGCGGUCCAUGCUGGUCCAGAAGUGGCUUAUCUGAAUGUAGGCUAUGAAUUGCACUGUGGCUGGGUACAAGAAGAGCUGGACUAA